CGCACCUCUUCUUGCAUUUCCAUUAUCCAACCCAUGCACCAGACACCCGGAGUCCCGCCGUGUUUGUAAGCCACCCAACUGCCCACUACGCGCCCAAUCCAACCACAGGCUCCGUGACCGACGCCCUCUCCCACCUUCCCACCUUCCCACCCACACGCGACCCAGCUUCGACGUGGAGCUCUGGGGAUCGCUCCACCCCACACGAUGAUGCAAUCAACGCGCAACUGGCUGCGGCGCAACCGCACAAACUUCGCCAUCGGCGCCGGCGUCCUCGGCACCGCCUACCUAGCCGGCCAAUAUGCGCUGGGCAAGUUCAGCGAAGCACGACAGCGCAUGAGCGAGGAGCGAAUCGCAAAGGAGAACCUGCGCCGGCGCUUCGAGCAGAACCAGGAGGACUGCACGUUCACUGUGCUGGCUAUCUUGCCGACGGCGACAGAGAAAAUCCUCGAUGCGAUACCCGUGGAGCAGGUGCUGGAGGAGCUGCAGAGGCAGAAGGCGGAGAGGCUGGCGAGGAGCGUGGGGCCGAGCGAGAUUGCGAGUAGUGCGCCGCCGAGCGUGGUGGACACGACGGAGGACGGCACGAGGAGCGAGAGUGUGCAGACCAGCGCGGAGAGUUAUGUGCAUGCCAGUCAGGCUGCGCUGGAGCGCGAGCCGAGGACGGUGGCGGGCGAGACAAGCACAGAAGCCACAGGCGACAGAGACAAGGCUAGGGCGAGCAGGAAGAGCAAAGCGCAGCUGUGGAACGAGAUGAAGAUAGGCUCAAUCACCCGCGCCUUCACCCUCCUAUACACAAUCUCCCUCCUCACACUCCUCACGCGCAUCCAGCUCAACCUCCUCGGCCGCCGCAACUACCUCGCCUCGGUCGUCUCGCUCGCAUCACCUCCCCCCGCAGACUCCGCGUCCCGCAUCAAGCUCGAGAACAAUGACGACGACAACCUCGAGCAAGCCUACGGCAACGACUUCGAGACAAAUCGGCGCUACUUGAGCCUCAGCUGGUGGUUGCUCCACCGCGGCUGCAUAGACCUGAUCGAGAGGGUCCGCGGAGCCGUCGAGGAUGUGUUCGGGCUGCUGAACCCGAGAGAGGAAAUCACGAUCGAGAAGUUGAGUGAGCUGACGCUCCAAGUACGCAAACGCGUUGAAGGCGCCACGGAAGAGGAGCGGCGCACGCGCAAGUGGCUCACGUACCUCCUCCCACCCACCGACCAAGAAGACUUCGUCCUCGCCGAGUCCGGAAUGACAAGCAGCUCCCAAUCCACAUCGCCCACUACCACAACCUCCCUCCGCCGCCUCAUCGACGAAACAUCCGACAUAAUCGACUCCCCCGCCUUCACCUCCGUGUUGACCCGCCUGCUCGACGCCUCCUUCAGCCACCUCAUCGACGUCAAAAUCUCGCAACUGAGCUACAAAAUCCCACCAAUCUCCGCCGACAGCGCGCGCGUGACGGAAAUCGUCGGCGAGGGCGUGAAAGCCAAGGUCGCAAACUCUCUGGCGGUGUUUUCUCGGCAGGCGCAUAACAUUGGUACGGGCGCGAACAAUGACUAUCUCGAGAAAAUUGAGGGAGUUGGCGAGUUGGAGGCUUUCGCCGCAGUGGUGUAUAGUAGUAAUUUCGAGUUUGAGAGUCCUGCGCUGGGUGCUGAGGGGGCGACGGGGGCCACGGCUGUCGAUACAAAGGAGUUGACGGCAUUGAAAGAUGAAGUCAAGGAGGAGAUUGAGAAGGCCGAGGAGAGCUUCGAGAGCGCGUGGGAUAAGGCUGUCGCCAAGUAGAGCAUCGAAAGGUGGGUUCGCAAACCAUGUCAGAGGAGGAUGGCUCCGGUGCCGGCUACAAGUCACUUUGGGACAGAGCUGGGCUAGACGUUUGGAUGUUGAAUGAAU
This is a messenger RNA of Macroventuria anomochaeta, 1872 nucleotides long. RefSeq names its product Peroxin-3. The coding region runs from base 205 to 1764 and encodes 519 amino acids. Lineage: Eukaryota; Fungi; Ascomycota; Dothideomycetes; Pleosporales; Didymellaceae. Gene Ontology annotation, biological process: protein import into peroxisome membrane. The record is from RefSeq and is a predicted model, not a curated record. Gene Ontology annotation, cellular component: peroxisomal membrane. The transcript is spliced from 3 exons. Gene Ontology annotation, molecular function: protein-macromolecule adaptor activity.